AUGGUUGGCGCUCCUCACCUAGAUGCGGGUAGGACAGUGUACUAUUAUACCAAUCCAAUGAACGGCGCGACGAUAACUUCGUUCCUCCCGCCUGACCACCCUCGCAGCCUCUGCCUCCAGCAAGGACAUGUGCCGAUGACGACACACGGUGUCCUCGGGAUCCUUGCUGCGAUAUUCUUCUUCCCUAUUGGUGUGGUGUGUUGCAUGAUCGACCGGAGGUCGGUUUGCGCGCGGUGCGGGGAGGUCCUGAGUGAUGGGUGCAUGUAG
Messenger RNA from Dacryopinax primogenitus, 267 nucleotides. RefSeq lists its product as uncharacterized. The record is from RefSeq and is a predicted model, not a curated record. The transcript has 2 exons. NCBI's taxonomy places the organism in Eukaryota, Fungi, Basidiomycota, Dacrymycetes, Dacrymycetales, Dacrymycetaceae. The coding region runs from base 1 to 267 and encodes 88 amino acids.